Messenger RNA from Vespa mandarinia (Asian giant hornet), 2443 nucleotides. It is a transcript of the gene sax, whose product is annotated as type I BMP receptor saxophone. Gene Ontology annotation, biological process: cellular response to growth factor stimulus; cell surface receptor protein serine/threonine kinase signaling pathway; protein phosphorylation. Gene Ontology annotation, cellular component: plasma membrane; BMP receptor complex. NCBI's taxonomy places the organism in Eukaryota, Metazoa, Arthropoda, Insecta, Hymenoptera, Vespidae. The record is from RefSeq and is a predicted model, not a curated record. Gene Ontology annotation, molecular function: ATP binding; transmembrane receptor protein serine/threonine kinase activity.
CAAUGUCUAUUGGGCAUAAAUGGAAUCUUUUACUUUCCUACAUUGCCUACAUGAAUUUGGCUUCUUUGGUGAACACGCAUGAAGUAUUAUACAAAAAGUAUAAAUUUGAAAGUGAAAUGUAGUAUUUUUUUAUUAGAACUUAAAAGGUUUAUAUCAAGAAGCGCGAUGGUUCGUCAUAUGAGACAAAAAAGAUGUAACCUAAACGUUUAAGGCUAGUGGUGACCUGAUUAGAGUGGUCCACUGUUUUGACGCAUACAGAAAUGGCGGAUACUAUAUUUAUCAUGCACUUUAUACUCUUGUUGACAUUCAAAUUAUGUUCAGGAGACAGACAAAAAACAGCGUUGUUAGAUGACGAUCCAUUUCUUGAUAGUAGAGAAGCACCUGAAUCUCAUGAACCUGUAGGACUUACAUUUGGAAAUAAUCCUGUCAAUCAACGUCGUUUUAGUUGUCUUACUUGCGAUGAACCAGACUGUGCUCAGAUAAAAGUCUGCUUUGAUGCUAUCACUUGUAUGAAAUCUAGAAUAAGAGAAACAGAUGGCAAGGAAAGUAUUAGUAGAGGAUGCGUGGCAGAUGUCGAUCAAAUGCAAUUUUAUUGCAACAAACAACAAUCUUCUAAAGAAGGAAAAAAUGAUAAUGGUAUUAAAAGGCAUGUUAGUAGAUCACCAGGUCGUGCACAUAUUUAUGUUGAGUGCUGUCAAGGUGACCUUUGUAACAAUGGUUCUUUUCCCAUAUUACAAGAUUAUAUAGAUGAUGGAGAAUCAGAAUCAGACUAUGUAAUAAAAUUAACAUUGGCUAUAUUGGGGCCUAUGCUAGGAUUAGGCAUUAUUGCUGGAGGUGUUCUUUUCUGCUUAAUAACUCGUAAGACUCGUAGAAAACGUCCUUUAGCUUCGAGACACAAAAGAUUAAUUAUAGACUCGGAACUUGAGCCGUCCAUGUUACAUUUUUCUUCUCCUUCACCUGUAUCUAGUACAACGUAUCAUGCACACGAAUUGCAAGCAACCGCAGCUGGUGAUAGUACUCUGAAAGAAUACCUAGAUGGACGAAGUCUUACCAGUGGUUCUGGUUCAGGAUUACCUUUAUUAGUACAACGCACAUUGGCUAAGCAAGUAGCAUUAGUCGAAUGUCUUGGUAGUGGUGGUAAUGGAGGGUUUGGUGGUGAAGUGUGGAGAGGUAUUUGGCAUGGUGAAAAUGUGGCUGUGAAAAUUUAUUUUUCACGAGAUGAGGCUGCAUGGGCUCGAGAAACGGAGGUCUAUUCUCAAUUAUUGCCCUCGAGACAUGAUAAUAUUUUAGGAUAUGUUGGAAGCGAUAUGACCAGUAGAGCUAGCUGUACUCAAUUGUGGCUAGUAACACAUUAUCAUCCACUUGGUUCGCUUUACGAUCAUUUAAAUCAUUCACCACAUCCAUUAACACAUCAUCAAACCCUUAAUAUAACGUUGAGCAUAGCAAAUGGUUUACUUUAUUUACACACGGAAAUUCAUGGAACUAGAGGAAAACCAGCCAUGUCUCAUCGUAAUCUUAAAUCUAAAAAUAUCCUUGUUAAAACGAAUGGUGGCUGUGUUAUUGCGGAUUUUGCAUUAGCUGUAACUCAAGAUCGACUUACAACAGAUAGAGUGGAUUUAAAACAAGGCGCCAAACGUUACAUGAGUCCUGAAGUUUUGGAACAAACAUUAAACGUAGAAUGCUUAGAAAGCUUCAGAUGUGCAGAUAUCUAUAGUUUGGGCCUUAUACUGUGGGAAGUCUGUCGGAGAUGUAUAACUAAUGGUGUUGCUUUAGAAUAUGCUGCUCCUUACUCCGAAUGGCUCUCGUACAGUAAUCAAGAGCCCAGUAUAGAAGAAAUGCAUAAAUUAGUUUGUCUUGAUCAACGUAGACCACCGUUGCCUAAUAGAUGGCAUUAUGAUGCAACGUUAUCAGGAAUGGGAAAACUAAUGAGAGAAUGUUGGCAUCAUAAGCCUGCUGCGCGCUUACCUAUUCUUCGAGUAAAAAAGACACUCAUCAAAUUAGCAGCCGCCGAUUCUCGCGUUCACUUACCUCUCGACUGACCACUGUUUAUCUGAUCAUACUGUAUUUCUUAUAUACAUAUUUAUUUUUACUAUUAUCAUCAUCAUUAUACCAUCAUUAUCACGUGCAUUGUAAAAUCAGUCAUCCUCAUUGUUGAUCAUAAAUUAUCGAAAUAUCAUGAAAGGGUAAGAAAAUAUCGUUUAUUGACAUAUCGUGAUAAAGGCAUUAAUGUUUUCAUUUGUACGCGAUUCUGUACUUCGUUUGAUCAUACAGUACAUUCUUCUUGAGCAGAAAACUCAAGUCAGCAUGAAAUUUUAUACACUAAACAUGAUUAGAUUGUAUAAAUGUACAAAUUUUAACAUUUCCAUAAAACGCGUUGAUGUGUUACAUUUAUAGAAAUGAUUAAAAAAAAAAAAAAAAUAAAAAAAAGAAAGAAAGAAAAAAA